This is a messenger RNA of Gymnogyps californianus (California condor), 1403 nucleotides long. RefSeq names its product G protein-coupled receptor 12 (gene GPR12). The record is from RefSeq and is a predicted model, not a curated record. The transcript has a single exon. Gene Ontology annotation, biological process: G protein-coupled receptor signaling pathway. Gene Ontology annotation, cellular component: membrane. Gene Ontology annotation, molecular function: G protein-coupled receptor activity. The coding region runs from base 1 to 1005 and encodes 334 amino acids. Lineage: Eukaryota; Metazoa; Chordata; Aves; Accipitriformes; Cathartidae.
AUGAAUGAAGAUCUGAAGGUUAAUUUGAGCUGGCUGCCUCAGGAUCAUGUAGAAGCCAGCUCUACCGAGAAUGCCUCAGCUGCAGGCUCCUCCCUGGUUCCUGUCGUAGACCCAGAGCCCGAGCUUUUGGUAAACCCCUGGGACAUUGUCUUGUGUACUUCAGGGACCCUUAUCUCCUGCGAAAAUGCCAUUGUGGUUCUUAUCAUUUUCCAUAAUCCCAGUCUUCGUGCCCCCAUGUUCCUCCUGAUAGGCAGCCUGGCGCUGGCAGAUCUCUUAGCGGGCAUUGGAUUGAUCAUCAAUUUCGUUUUUGCAUACCUUCUGCAAUCAGAAGCUACGAAACUGGUUACGAUUGGACUGAUUGUUGCCUCUUUCUCAGCAUCUGUCGGCAGCUUGCUGGCUAUUACUGUUGAUCGUUACCUCUCCCUGUAUUACGCUUUGACUUACAAUUCAGAGAGGACUGUCACUUUUACCUAUGUCAUGCUUAUAUUGCUCUGGGGAGCAUCUAUCUGUAUUGGACUGCUGCCUGUAAUGGGCUGGAACUGCCUGAGAGAUGAAUCCACCUGCAGUGUUAUCAGACCACUCACUAAAAAUAAUGCAGCUGUCCUUUCGGUCUCUUUCUUGCUUAUGUUUGCCCUCAUGCUGCAGCUCUACAUUCAAAUCUGUAAAAUCGUGAUGCGCCAUGCCCAUCAGAUUGCCUUGCAACACCAUUUCCUGGCCACUUCCCACUAUGUGACCACCCGAAAAGGAGUGUCUACUUUGGCCAUUAUUUUGGGGACUUUUGCUGCUUGCUGGAUGCCUUUUACGCUCUAUUCUUUAAUAGCAGAUUACACCUAUCCUUCUAUAUACACCUAUGCCACCCUCCUGCCAGCUACCUACAAUUCCAUCAUCAAUCCUGUAAUAUAUGCUUUUAGAAACCAGGAGAUACAGAAAGCACUUUGGCUCAUCUGUUGUGGCUGUAUUCCUUCUAACCUGUCUCAGAGAGCAAGAUCACCCAGUGAUGUCUGAUUGGCAGCUAGGAGGACGCUCCUUAACAUGUUACUUCCCAGACAUUCUUGCGAUGCUGUCUUUGGUUUAGAUGCGUUCAUUAAAUGGUGUGUGAUGGGUUCAUAUAAAAACCACAGGAUGCAUUGACCUUCUUGUAUGCAGAAAACCCCAGUGACCAAAAUGAAUCGAGUGGUUUAAGGGAGAUUUCCGAAAUCAAAAUAAUCAGUGUUCUUACAGAUGUAUGAUGUUGCUCAGGGUCUUUUUGUUAUGUCACCCAGACUUUGCCAUGUUUGCCAUGAUUUUACAUUAAGUUUGCUAAUUAAAAUUAGAUUGAAACAGCAUACCUCCUUUGAAAUUUUUGAUGUGAUUCAGUUUAGUCAUACUGCAUGUUACAGUCUGUUGUCAGGAUAUUUUUUUCC